UUGUAAUCUCAAUCUACACGUUGGAUUUGCGAGGAUGCAAUGUCAACGGUCCAACACGUUGUUGUCCGUCCUCAGACCCUUUCGGUAUCAUAUAAAACGCCGAACUGGUCUCCACCCUGCAGUGCUCCCCCCACAAAACAAGUUCCUAACUAGAAAACCAAGCAAAACCCAACUUGAAAAGAAACAAGACGAAGACGAAGAACAGAAAAAAAUCAGAAGACAGAUGAAGCUCGUUUGGUCCCCUGAGACAGCAUCAAAGGCCUAUAUUGAUACUGUCAAAUCUUGUGAUCUUUAUCACGAAUCAGGCGUGGCAGAGCUUGUUUCCGCCAUGGCUGCAGGUUGGAACGCCAACUUCAUCGUUGAGACAUGGUCGCAGGGCGGAGUUAUGGCAACAAGUAUUGGCCUAGCGGUGGCGAGCCGUCACACGGGAGGAAGACACGUGUGCAUAGUCCAAAACGAGCAAUCAAGGACAGAGUACACUGAAGGCAUGAUCAAGGCCGGGAUGUCACCGGAAGUUAUGGUGGGAGAGCCGGAGGAAGUGAUGGAUGAGAUAGUGGGCAUAGAUUUCUUGGUGGUUGAUUGCAAGCGAAAGGACUUCUCAAGAAUACCGAGGCUUGCGAAACUGAGCAGCCGUGGUGCGGUUUUGGUGUGCAAGAAUGCGAGUUCCAAGUCGGCUUCAAGCUUCAAAUGGCGAAGCGUUCUCGAUGGUGGAACUCGGCGUCUGGUGCGCUGUGUGUUUCUGCCGGUGGGGAUGGGAUUGGAUAUUGCUUAUGUUGCCACCAGUGGGGGAAAUUCAGGUUCUGGUACAAAAAGAUGGAUCAAGCAUGUGGAUCAACAAUCAGGAGAGGAGUAUGUUAUCAGAAAAUAAAUUUUCAGGCGAAUUAUUUCGAGACUUUUAUGGUUGUAUGUAUAAAUUCAAUUCACGAAUGGUAAGAGAAUUUACAAAAAGAAAACCUACAAAUUGAUUUUAGGUUUGAUUUAAUACGUUGGGUUCUCUUUGUGGAUUAACAUAUUUCUCAAUUCAAUUCCAGAAAAUCAUUUGUAC
Juglans microcarpa x Juglans regia is the source of this 1045-nucleotide messenger RNA. RefSeq lists its product as uncharacterized. The record is from RefSeq and is a predicted model, not a curated record. Bases 35 to 868 code for a protein of 277 amino acids. The transcript has 2 exons. Lineage: Eukaryota; Viridiplantae; Streptophyta; Magnoliopsida; Fagales; Juglandaceae.